CACACACUAAUUUUUAAUCUAAUCUAAACCACCAAGAAACUCCAAAGUCUAAUCUACAAUAUUAAGCCCCACCACUCCCAAUGAUUCCUUUUUCUUCUUCCUUCGUCUUCUUCUCCUUCCAAAUUGUCAUUUCAUUUGUUUGUUUCUUCAAAGCUUCAUUAGCAGAAGAAGAAUAAAACCAGUGUACAUCUAUAUUUUUAAACUACAAUACUAGUAUAUAUUACUCCAUUCUAUUUCAUUCUCCACUAAGAAGCAGCUCUCAAUGGGAUCACAAGUUAACCACAUUUCAUUGACUUAAUUCCCACACUUUUUUUUAUUUUUUAUACAUUUAUUCAGUGGUGCUGGUUCUUGUUUAGUCACUUUCAUCCCUUGUGAAAGUACUGAUCAGAAAGGUGGUGCUGGCCUGCAGGUUCAUGUGGUGGCGCCCUUAUUGCUUUCAGAAUUCAUUAUUCUUGAUGUUGCUCACGUGAUUUCAGUCCUAUUUUAAUUCUACCUCUCAUUUAUUCUACCUUUGAUCUUAAUUGGUGAAAUCUUGGGUUUUGGAUCGCAGGAAAGGAGAAAGAGAGGGAUAUUGGAAGCAAGAACAAUGGCUGAGUUGCUUAGAGAGAGAAUGGACGGCAGUGAUCGUGUCGUGAGACGACGAAAGAGUCUAACUGAACGGUUAGGAUUCUCCGGACCCAUUGCAUGUUGUGGGUCCACCUUGUGUCUCAGACCAGCUUCGUUAAGUGUGGUUGAUGAUGAUGACGACGACGAAGAAUCUCAACAAGCACCACCGGAGGCGGCGGAAGUGGGUCGUGAAGCACCGCCGGAUAUAGAGUCAGCUUUGGUAUGUUUAGCUCAUAUUCCGGCGGGUACAGGGAUGAACUUGGCGGCGGCGUUAGCGGCGGAGCGUAACUUGAGAUCGGCCCAAGAUUCAAGCCCAAGUCAAAUAUCAGGCCCAGGACCAAAUACAAGCCCGUUGAGACCCAAUAUCAAUGGGCCGGGAACUGGACAAGAAACACCAUUUAGGAUGUCGUUGAUGAGAUUAUUAGAGGAAACGGACGGCUGCGAUGCAAAGGAAGAGGUCAAAGAAGGAGUGGGAAAUGAUAAGAUGUGCUGCGUGUGCAUGGGAAGGAAAAAAGGAGCAGCGUUCAUACCAUGUGGACACACAUAUUGUAGGGUGUGUUCAAGAGAGCUUUGGUUAAAUCGAGGGUAUUGUCCCCUCUGCAAUAGAUCCAUUCUUGAAAUUCUCGACAUUUACUGAAAACUCCAAAGGAUUGGUCAUGGAUUUUUGUGUUUGAUUUCUCAUCAAAGUGAGCAAAUGGAUUUGAUUUUUUUAUAUUAAAAGAAAGAAGAAGAUUAAGCAAAAACACAUGAAAUUGUUGUACCUAGAGGAGUAAGAAUUUGUUAUUUACUUUCUGAAUCUAUGGUCGAGCACCUAUACUAAGCCUUCCUUUCCAGCUUGGUUGAAGUUUGAUCCACCAUAUCAAAUAAGUAUCACAUUUUCUAAUUAA
Nicotiana attenuata is the source of this 1493-nucleotide messenger RNA. RefSeq lists its product as uncharacterized. The transcript has 2 exons. Lineage: Eukaryota; Viridiplantae; Streptophyta; Magnoliopsida; Solanales; Solanaceae. Bases 587 to 1243 code for a protein of 218 amino acids. The record is from RefSeq and is a predicted model, not a curated record.